AUGGGCCUCGUUUGGCAACUUCGAAGACGGGUCGGCAGCAAAUCGCUGCAAGCGACUCAGACUAUGCUACAGCGCUUGAUCAACAUGGCCAUUCGCACCGGAUUUGUCACCAGCUUCUUUGCGAUACUGGUCCUCGCUUUCUUCCUUCAAAACGUUGAAGGUGGAGUUGCCGUCGGACUGAACGAAUGCCUUGGUCGCAUUUAUGCAUUGACCAUGUUGCACAACCUCAACUCUCGACGUGCUAUACGCGAAGCUGGAACUGCGUCUGGCAGCGGAGGCAGUGGGAAUCCUGAAACACGCAAUCGCGGUGCCAUAAACCUUACUCGAAUACGCGUAGAUCAUCACACAAUCACCGCCUCGGACGUGGAAGGAGUCCCGCCAAAACGUAAUGAUUACGAUCCUGAAGAUGCGACGCAGAGUGAUGACGGUAGCGUGCGUAAUAAACCCGCCGACGCCCUUUGA
Messenger RNA from Punctularia strigosozonata HHB-11173 SS5, 462 nucleotides. RefSeq lists its product as uncharacterized. The record is from RefSeq and is a predicted model, not a curated record. The transcript has 5 exons. The coding region runs from base 1 to 462 and encodes 153 amino acids. Lineage: Eukaryota; Fungi; Basidiomycota; Agaricomycetes; Corticiales; Punctulariaceae.